Messenger RNA from Fusarium musae, 441 nucleotides. RefSeq lists its product as uncharacterized. Bases 1 to 441 code for a protein of 146 amino acids. The record is from RefSeq and is a predicted model, not a curated record. The transcript is spliced from 2 exons. Lineage: Eukaryota; Fungi; Ascomycota; Sordariomycetes; Hypocreales; Nectriaceae.
AUGAAAUGCACAUAUGGAGCCUCGUCGCGAUGCGUGUACUUCAUUUACCAGACCGCUUCCGAUGACAGCGCUAAGCUUACUUCCUGGGGUUGCGAUACAAGGCCAACGACAUACAUCAUUGGACCGCUUCAAGCUGAGCAAACUGCAUCAGCAACGGCCUCGACGAAUGAUAAGACAGACUCAGGCUCUGGACUCUCCAAAGACGCGAUCGCUAUUGCCGUCGUUCUCCCUGUUACAGGGCUGGCGAUUCUUGUAGCUGCAGCCAUGCUGUCUAUCCGAAGGCGCAAGAAGAAAACGAGCAAUGUGAUUCUUACGCCUGGUGAAAGAGCAAGAUCUGAAAUGGAGCAGACUACGGAAUGUGCGCCUGCCCCGGCACCGCCGUCGUAUGAGAUGGGUGAUGAUGCCUUGCGCCCCGAGCUUGACAGCCAUGAGGUUCGAUGA